Lachancea dasiensis is the source of this 1893-nucleotide messenger RNA. NCBI's taxonomy places the organism in Eukaryota, Fungi, Ascomycota, Saccharomycetes, Saccharomycetales, Saccharomycetaceae. The record is from the annotation of a GenBank genome assembly.
AUGCUCAAGUCAAAACUAUUUCGUUCAUUAGUUACAGCGGGCUGCUUGCUCCUAGUGCUGCUGUACUGUGUCGCGAAAGCCAUAAACAGUGAUGCGAACACUUGGAUGUUCAAUUCGCUGAAAAUUCAAAGCACAGACGCUAAUACUCCAUACGCUACCCCUAUACGGUGGGACAACUACAGAGAAAGCAUCCGGGAGCUUGACUUUGAUAAUAGCACAGCAUUGUUCAAUUCGAUUCGUGCUGCACUGAGGCAGGCUGCGUCAGAUAUCCAUCCCGUUGGGGUCAGCUACUUUCCAGCAGUAAUACCUGAAGGAACAUUAAUGUAUCAUGCGGGCUCUGAGGUGCCAACUUCAUUUGAAUGGUUAGCGAUGGAUCACGAGUUCAGCUAUAGCUUCGGCUUGAGAACUCCGUCUUACGGUAGAAAAUCCCUAAGGAGACAUGGACCACCCCCACCAAAUCCUCUUAUGGACAUGGCAUUGGGGCCCAAUAGUAAUCUAACGAAUUUUCCCGGAGAGCCAGAUCGAAAACAAUCAAUGAUGCUGACAUUUCGGGCAACUAGGGAUUUGAAUAGACUACUAUACCUGGAUGGUGCUUCAGCGGCCAAAACGGACGGCACGGGCGAAAUGGAUACCCAGGAACUGCUAUCGGACGUCAUUAAGGUCAAGCUAAAUUUAACUGACGAUGGCGACGACACAAGAAUGAAGGAGAGGUUAUUUGCCUCAAGGAUUUGCAAGUGGGGAAAGCCUUUUGGUCUAUCGGGCAUAGUAAGAGUAGAGGUUGGAUUUGAAAUAAUAUUAUGCGAUUUUUCUUCAGAUGACGUUGAGCUAGUUUCUAAACUGGAUAUGGUUUUUCCUAGCGAUUACCUUGACCUACCACCUCCGACAGUACUUACCCAGGAGAAUGGAUGGCCAAUAGAUCAAAAUGACAACUUGAUAGAAGACGAUCUGACGGCUGAACAAAGAGAUAUACUCGCUCGCGAAGACUCGUGGGAGGACACACUCUCCAGAUUCGAUGCUACCAAAGGGUUUAACUGGCUACUUGCAGGUGCAAUCCAUGACAAAGGUGAUAAAAGAAUAAGUUUAGACUAUAGACACACAGUGACUGGAAUCAAUAGGACCUAUAUCCAUCCUGACGCAAAUAACAGAAGACUUCUGAAUAGCGGAAUGACGUGGGCAAAGCAACUGAAAAUCGUCGAAGAUUUGGAGCAAGCGCUGUGUACAGGAUUUGAUGCAUCCGCAAGUACUGAUUGGCAGCAAGUAUUCGAUGAAACUGUUGAUAAGUUUGCUCCGAUGUUGAAAGUCAUGAGCAACAUUUUAAAUCGCAACGCUUCCAUCGAAAGCAGAGCAAUCAACGCGACAUCUAUUACACUUAACUUCGUCUUGAGAUUUAUGAGUAUCGAUGAAGGUAAGGAGCAAUUUGGCGCAGGAAAGCAAUUCGCAGUUUAUCAGUACACAAGGCCUCUCAAACAAUUGCAAACUGACUCAGAUUAUUUGAUUUGGUCAGCCGCAGUCAAUAUCGUCACUAGAAUAGUUGAUGCUAUUUAUGAUGUCAACGACCUUCUGACACCAUUGGUGCGUUUUUCUCUGCAACACCAGCAAAAUUCAAAUGCAUCUCUACAUGCAACGGAAAGUGUUGAUGCUGCUCGAACUAUUUUAGACAAAUUAAUCAAACUUCUCGGAUGGAUCGAGUUUGAUUACAGUUGUAACACCGUAUGCGGCUGGAAUGAGGUAUGUUAUACGCCGUCUUGGGGUCCCUCUCCUAUGGGAAUGGAGGUUCCUAGCUCGAAUAGGCCAAAAAAAGGAACACAUUUUGAUGAAGCACGCCAACGACUGGUGAUUGACAAAGAUCUUCAGUGUGUAAGUGUAGAGGACAUCUUAUACAGAUCUCGAUAG